This is a messenger RNA of Eruca vesicaria subsp. sativa (arugula), 1648 nucleotides long. NCBI's taxonomy places the organism in Eukaryota, Viridiplantae, Streptophyta, Magnoliopsida, Brassicales, Brassicaceae. The record is from the annotation of a GenBank genome assembly.
GCAAAACACAAAUAAGGUUUAUCAUCGUAUUUCCUAAUUCUUUAACUCUUUCUUCCUUCCCUUUAAUCUUCCUCUUUCUUGCUGGAUGUCUGUAGAUCUGCACUUACUGUCAACAUUUAUUAUUUUCUCAAAGCUAAAAUCAUCAACAGAACACCCCUCGCUUUUCGGCUUCCCCUCACUCCAUUUAUAUAACCUUGAUAAAUUAAUUCCAGCCCUGCUAUAUCAACGCAAACAGAGCUUUACAAGCAAGCAAUGGCUUACAAGAAUUUGGAAGUAAAAGCGCCUCUCACCAUGCGUGUUCUUUGGUAAUGUGGUUCUCGAAAUUUGCAAUACACUUUCUAGAAGGCUUCUCGAGUUCAGAUAUGAAACAAAGAUCGGAAGAAAGGAAUUUGAUGAAUCAUGGUCCAUGAAUCAACGGUAGUUACGUUUUCAGCGAUACUGAACGUUUGCAGGCUGUUUGAAAAUCAGGUGUAUGGUGUUGUUCAUGGACUUCUCAUGGGCCAUAUGAAGAACAUGUGGCUGCAAGCUCAGAGCUUAUUCAUCAAAGUAAAGGAACUUUUUUCAGGUAUAUAUCACACUGAUAUGGUAGAGGCCCAAGUUUUGGAACAAGGCGCCCAGCUGGUGGCACUUGAGGGAAGAUCUAGACAAGUUUGGGUGAACAUGUGGUCUAAUUCUUGCUUGGACUUACACCGACAAAGAGCAUUUCUGUUUAACUUCCAACCUAACCCAAUAAUUUUUGACUAACCUUUUAUUUUUGGCAGCAUAAUAAUUCACUGGGGAAAACAAAGCAAAGUGGUUGCAGAUGGAGCGCUAAGGAGAGUGGUUGAAGCUCUUUCCAGAAUAAUGAAAUUUGUAUAUAAUUAUACAUUCACAGCAAAUUAUAUUAGUCAUGGGUUACCUUUCGUCAAAGAUAUUUGCUACCACCAAGAUAUGGUGAAUGCAAUACACUUCUCAAGUUUGUUUGCCGUUUUUUAUUAGCUACACUGAUAUUUGGUGGAUUAACUAUUAACUACAUCCUUUUUCAAUUUUGCUUUACAUAAUCAACAUGGUGAUGAAAUGGAAGCAAAGUUUGGAGGGGAGGGCAUUUAUACAAGCUAAACAUCAUAAGUUGUAACAACUUUGUAUACCAAGGAUAAAGUCUGAGAAAACAAGUCGUGUAAAAUUUCAGAGAUAAAAAGUGAUAGUUUGCAAGAUUGAUUGGAAACAAAGGAAGACGAUCUCGAGAAACAAGCCGGACAUAGCGAGACGACGUUGUAGGGAUGUGUUAAAAACUGGGAAAUUGUAAGCUAAAAAGACAAAUCAGAGAUUCUUAGGACGCCAAAUGAUGGAGGUUGGUGUUGUGAGUGAUAGCACUAAGAAAGUAUAAAAAAUGAAUAGGGCAUGAGCGUAUUAGAGAUUUGAUGGUGCAAAAAUCAGAGUAAACGAUUAGACGAUUGUUAAGAAUGAAAAAGAAAAAAGAGUAACCUAUAUGAAAAGAUGAGAGACCGUUGGUUCUUUAAGGCCAAUAACAAUUGUAAUAAGUGAUGGAAAAGUGGUAGUGGACCAUAUGAUAAUUGAUGCUUUGACCUAAAGAUAAGCAAACAUAUAUGUUAAUGAUGCUUUGACUUAGAAUAUGUACAUCUAUAUAUGUUAAUAAAGCUUUGACUUU